AUGACACUGGGUGCAGUUGCCGCUACUUGGCUACUACUAUCGUCUUUGAAGCGCGAUAGCAGUAAAGAAGGCUUAAAGGAGAUACCGACGCCUAAAGGAGCGAUACCUUACUUCGGACACCUAUUUUCUCUCGGCGAAGUACCAGUUUUGCAAUUCAACAAGUGGCAUAAGGAGCUCGGUACUAUCAUUAGGGUUCGGAUGGGAGUCAAGGAGUGGGUCUCCAUCAGCGAUCCACAUCUAGCACACCAGGUUCUCGGUGUUAACACCACGAUCACUGCGGCACGACCUCAUACAACUUUUCUUUGCGACUUUCAUGCUCUUAAAGAUAAAGGUAUAUCUGGCGCGAAUCCGUCAUCACAAUGGAAAAAGACACGGUCAGCAACUAUCUCUAUUUUGUCACCGAGAAACCGAGAUCAGCUGGAGAAGCUACAUGGACCUGAGGCCGAGCUACUGAUAGAGCAUCUCGUCAACGCUACUGUUAAGGAUGGAUCAGUGGCCGUCGCAGAUCCGCUUCAUUUCGCAUCGCUGAACGUCGUGUUCACAACUUGUUUCGGACGUCGAGCUGAGUCAACCGAGGACCCUCUCUUUAAAGAAGUCAGUUUUCUUAUGAACCAGACGGGAAAGCGGUCGUCCCCAGCCGAGGAAAUUAGCACAUUCUUGCCCAUUAUGACUAUUCUAGAUAUCAUAUUCCGAAGAAAGCAGGAUAUGCGCAAGUUCAUCUAUGAGAAAAGGAAUCCCGCGUUCAGACGAUAUAUACAAGAUGCAGUCGACAGUGGUGUUGAAUGUUUUGCAAAAGCAAUGCUGGAAACGAAAGGAAUCGAUGAUUAUGAUAAUGUCAUUGUUACUAUGGCUGACGCUAUUAUUGCAGGCACAGACACCACAGCGGUUUCGCUGGAAUGGUCAAUGAAUAUUCUUUGUCGUUAUCCAGAGGUUCAAAAACGAAUGCGCGAUGAGAUAGACCAAUUCAUUCACACCCAUGGAAGACUCCCAACUUUUGAAGAUCGAGACAGCGUACCGUAUUCAGUGUCUGUACAAAAGGAAUGCAUGCGCUACCGACCAAUAACCUUCUUCGGUCUGCCUCAUGAAGCGAGUCAAGAUAUUGUAGCCAAUGGUUAUCUUAUACCCAAGGGAGCAAGUAUUGUGUGUGAUAUGUAUAGCCUCCAUCGGAACGAAGAGUUUUACCCUGAUGCAGAAAAAUUCAAGCCGGAGCGUUAUCUUGGCGAUCGCAAACCAAUGUAUACGUCGGCCAAUAUGCCUGCGAAUGUACGCGAUCACUUUAAUUUUGGUUGGGGAAGGAGGGUGUGUCCCGGCGCGUAUCUGGCUGAACUACAAAUAUUUAAUGUGUGGGUCAGAUUGUACGCAAAAUGCAUUAUUGAGCCGCCUGUAGAUGGAGAUGGGAAGCCCAAGUACCCAGACAUCGAAAACGUCUUUAAUGCAGGUAUCACCAUGAAGCCAUAUAAGUCUGCAUUGCGUGUCAUUAAACGUUCUGAUGCGUUGAUUUAA
Messenger RNA from Zychaea mexicana, 1503 nucleotides. RefSeq names its product cytochrome P450. The transcript has 8 exons. The record is from RefSeq and is a predicted model, not a curated record. Bases 1 to 1503 code for a protein of 500 amino acids. Lineage: Eukaryota; Fungi; Mucoromycota; Mucoromycetes; Mucorales; Lichtheimiaceae. Gene Ontology annotation, molecular function: oxidoreductase activity, acting on paired donors, with incorporation or reduction of molecular oxygen; iron ion binding; heme binding.